This is a messenger RNA of Macadamia integrifolia, 1236 nucleotides long. Its product is annotated as protein FAR-RED IMPAIRED RESPONSE 1-like. Gene Ontology annotation, molecular function: zinc ion binding. The transcript is spliced from 2 exons. Gene Ontology annotation, biological process: regulation of DNA-templated transcription. The record is from RefSeq and is a predicted model, not a curated record. The coding region runs from base 1 to 1236 and encodes 411 amino acids. NCBI's taxonomy places the organism in Eukaryota, Viridiplantae, Streptophyta, Magnoliopsida, Proteales, Proteaceae.
AUGGAAACUAUUAAAUGCAAUGCGGCUGAGAUUGAUUUGACCGAUGACUCUGGAAUAAGACCUAAGUCCAUAUUCGACUAUAUAAGCAAGCAGGCAGGUGGAACAGAAAACCUUGGGCCCACUAGACAAGAUCAGAAGAAUUAUCUCCGAACAAAACGCCAAUGUGACUUAUCUUAUGGUGAGGCUAGUAGUUUGUUGAUGUACUUUGAAAAACAAACAAGGAUAAAUGCUUCUUGUACAUACACUUUGCAAUUGGAUGGCGAAGAGAAGAUAACAAAUACAUUCUGGGUUGACCCAAAGAUGUUAAUAGACUAUACCCAUUUUGGUGAUGUUAUUAGCUUUGAUACGACAUUUUGCACUAACAAAGAAUAUAGGCCAUAUAGUGUAUUUGUCGGAUUUAAUCACCACAGAGGUAUAAGCAUUUUUGGGGCUGCCUUGUUAUAUGAUGAGACUUCGGAAUCUUUUAAAUGGUUAUUUGAGGCUUUCCCGGAAGCCCAUGGGCAAAAGAAACCAUUAACUGUUUUUACAGAUCAAGAUUCUACAAUAGGAAAUGCGAUAUCUGAAGUGUUUCCUGAUACAUGGCAUGUUUUUAAGCAUUUCGAGAGGGUGGUGAACGAUAAGUGUUAUAAUGAGUUGAAGGCAGAGUUUGAUGCAAGGAAUAAAAUUUCAAGAAAUAUCUUUCCCAUGUCACCCGUUAUGAGGCAAGCAUUAGAAGUUUACACUCCUAUAAUAUUUGAACAAAUUCAAGACGAGCAUUUAUGGAUUUCUACUUGUUACAUUAAAUAUCGGGAUAAGAGUGUAACAGAUCGUAAGUACAUAGUUGCUAUUGUUGAUAAAGAAGGGGAUUUCAAUGUUACGUGUAACCCUUCUGGCCCUACUAUUGCUUGUAGUUGUAGAAGGUUUGAGACAUUUGGCAUUCUAUAUUGUCAUGCUUUGAAAAUCUUAGAUGACAACAAUAUUAAGUUCAUUCCUGCAACUUAUGUGCUGAGGAGAUGGACAAGGGGAACAAGGAACAUGAUAGUGGAUCAGACUAACGAAAGUCGAAUUGAAGAAGAUGUUAACUUGGAUUGUACACAAUGUUAUAGGCUUCUUUGCCCUAUACUAGUGAUGAUAGCCUCAGAAGCAUUGAAUUCGAUUGAGGGAUAUGCAUUGGUUAACACAGUUGCUAAAGAUUUGCUUGCACAACUUCAAAACAUUGUAGUCGAUGCCCCCCUACAUGUGUCUCUAAUAUCUUAA